UAGUGUAGUGUAGGGACGCUUGUUAACGUGUCAGUUCUCUCCUCAGUUUUGUGUACUAUUCCGAUAUGAAGUUACUGGUGGUCAUCUUAUCUCUUCUUCUUGUUGAUGCCACUCUAGGACAAUCAGGAGACGCAGCAAAAGUGGAGCUGGAUGAACCGCAAAUCAACAAAUACUUCACACAAGCGGACGAAGAUAAGAACGGACAACUGGACAAGGAUGAAGUUCCUAAGUGGGUCCGUAAGAUGGUGGACGUUCACAUCAAGGAGAACGUCCCUGCUGCCAAGGACGAGUUCCGAACAGUCGACAAUAACAGGGAUAAGAUAGUGACCUGGGAGGAGUACCGGAUAAUGAUGCAGAACCUCGGGGAGGGGGACCCCGAUCACGUGGUCUACUCGGACAAGGAGCAGAAACACAAGUUUAGGACAGCUGAUGAGAACGGGGAUGGGGUUCUCAACCAGAUCGAGUACAUUGCUUUCAAGAAUCCCAUGACGACCGACUACGUGCUGACUAGGAUAGCUCAAGAACUGCUGGAGGAUUUUGAUAAAGGUAAAGAUGGAAAGGUUUCUAUGUCCGAGUUUGUUCACCACGAGGCUUCUAGAGAUGGUGACAAGGAUGAUAAAGAGAUUGAUAAGUUGAGGAGAACAGAGUUUAGAGCGUCGAUGGACAAGAACGACGAUGGAGACCUCGAUCUAGGUGAAAUUAAAGAAUAUCUCAAUCCAAGAGGUGUGAACUUUGUUACGAACGAAGCGAGACACAUGAUGCAUGAAGCUGACACUAACAAUGACAAUAAGCUUAGUUUGAAGGAAAUAAAGGAGAACUAUCUUCAUUUCCAGCACCAUAAAAAUAACCCUGUCAUAAGAGCUAUUCACGACGAGUUCUGAUCCACCAAGAUAUAUAGAACUAUAUUUUCAACUAUAUGAUUGAAUGUAACAACAAUUUUUAUCAAACUCGUUUUGGACGGUAUCUAUUAACAAAUCUGCCUUCUCCUGAUAUAACACCUUGUAGGUGAAGGCCAUUUUGUUAUGUUACAUAAACUUUAGCUUUGAUAAAUUUCAAAUGUUCAAUGUUUUAUUUUUAAUGUACUGACAAAAUUUAUAUACUACUCGUA
Bolinopsis microptera is the source of this 1108-nucleotide messenger RNA. RefSeq names its product calumenin-like. The transcript has 2 exons. Gene Ontology annotation, molecular function: calcium ion binding. NCBI's taxonomy places the organism in Eukaryota, Metazoa, Ctenophora, Tentaculata, Lobata, Bolinopsidae. The record is from RefSeq and is a predicted model, not a curated record. Gene Ontology annotation, cellular component: endoplasmic reticulum. Bases 66 to 881 code for a protein of 271 amino acids.